Dioscorea cayenensis subsp. rotundata (Guinea yam) is the source of this 1538-nucleotide messenger RNA. Its product is annotated as growth-regulating factor 7-like. The transcript is spliced from 5 exons. The record is from RefSeq and is a predicted model, not a curated record. Gene Ontology annotation, biological process: regulation of DNA-templated transcription; DNA-templated transcription; developmental process. Gene Ontology annotation, molecular function: ATP binding. Lineage: Eukaryota; Viridiplantae; Streptophyta; Magnoliopsida; Dioscoreales; Dioscoreaceae. The coding region runs from base 18 to 1412 and encodes 464 amino acids. Gene Ontology annotation, cellular component: nucleus.
UGUCCUCUAUACUGCGAAUGUUGGAGCAUGGGAAGCAGCAGGCAAGCCUCACUCCAAGGGAACAACAACAACAACAACAACAACAACAACAGGACCAGGACCAUCACUGUUGGCAGAGAAGGAGAAAGCUUGACCAACCUGCACCAUCCUCAGAAGCUCAUGCGCAGUGCCACUCAUGCUCACUACUUGUCUUCGUCCUUGCAUGCUUUUCAUCAAACUACCACUUUGGGAUCCCAAGCUUUCAAGUUCAUGCAGGUGUGUUGAGAGGAUUCCCUUUUACUUCAGCUCAGUGGCAGGAGUUGCAGCGCCAGGCUCUCAUCUUCAAGCAUUUCAUGGCUUCUGUCCCUGUCCCACCUGACUUGCUUCUUCCCUCGUCGGCUAAGUGUUUCCCGGAGGCACCUCCUCAUCUUCUCUUCUACACUAACACUAAUAAUGAGAUUGGAGUUGGGGGAGGGUAUUAUAGGUUCAGUGCUGGAGGGGAUCCAGAGCCGGGGAGAUGCCGGAGAACAGACGGGAAGAAGUGGAGGUGCUCUAGAGAUGUUGAGCCAGGGAUGAAGUACUGCGAGCGCCAUGUGCACAGGGGUCGCCCUCGUUCAAGAAAGCCUGUGGAACUCCUCCAUAAGACUACCAAGCUCACAACCACCACUACCACUACUCCCACUAAAACCACUGCUCCUCCUCCAUCAACCACCCAGCAGUUGCCUGUUUUCAAGUUCCCUUUCCAAUCAAUGGAACCUGCUGCUAAGGAUCCCAGGUAUGUGGAACCUGGCAGCCAUGAGUGGGAGCUGAUGCACUUGAAGAUGGAAUUAGGGAGUGAUUCUGUUCUUCAGCACUAUGAGGACCAGUACAGCAACCUCAACUGCACAACCUUGAACAACCACUGCUUCCCAUUUCUCAGCCCUGAUCUCUCUUCACUAGAAGAUCCUCCAAGAAGCUUUAUUGAUGCAUGGUCCAAUGAAAACUCAGUCAAAACUACUACAACCUCUGUUUCCACUGUUGGGAAAUUCCCACUCUCUACUUUGACACUUGCCAUGUCUGGCAUUGCUGAAGAAACUGAUCAAAUAGAGAUGGGUCUAAGUCUCAGUGAUAUUGGUAUUGUGAAAUCUCAGACAUCAAGUUGGAUGGGAUCUGGAGGUCCACUUGCAGAGGUUUUACACAACAAUGGAUGUAGUAGCAGUAGUAGCAGGAACUCAAGUGGUGAACUUAUGAAUCUAAUGGGUAAUGGAAGUAGCCAUGAGGUUAGUCCUGAAGAUAGUCCAGUGAGACCAGUGUCUUCUCCAUCUGGUGUUCUUCAGAAGGCCUUGGUUUCACUAUCAGAUUGCAGCAGCAGCAGCAAUAGCGGCAGCAGCCCCACAUUAGCUACUACAUCCAAGCAGGAGAUGGCUCUCCAAUGGUUAAACCAAUCUAAGUAGUUGUAGUAGUUGUAGUAGCAGUAACAGCAGCAAUAUUUGUUUCUCUCUUUCUGAGUUGAUGAAGCUGUUUUUCUUGUUUGUUUUGUUGAUUGUUUUAAACUUGAAGACAUGGAAUGCUUUCCUGUU